AAAAUAUAUUUAAAUAUCUAUAUUUAAAUAAGGCAGUAAGUACAAUUAAUUAAAAAAAAAACAGUACAGAGUAGUGUAUAGAGAGUGUAUAGCCCUUAAAAUUUAAUUUAAAAAUCCUAAAAUGGUGAAUUCAGAAGAAGGCUGUAAUCAGAGUGAAUCUAUUAGCGAGUUCUUCGCUGGAAAGUCAGUUUUCGUGACGGGAGGCACCGGAUUUCUUGGAAAAGUAUUAAUAGAAAAACUGCUAUAUAGCUGUAGGUCUAUUGACAAAAUCUAUGUUUUAAUUCGGAAAAAGAGAGGUCGGAAUCCCGACGUCCGAAUGCAAUCAUUUUUUGAAAAUGUCAUUUUUUCCCGUAUAAGAAAUGAAAGACCCAGUGAUUUAGAGAAAGUGGUCCCUGUUAUUGGAGACAUGUCAGAACCGAACCUGGGCCUAGAGCACUCAGUCAUUUCCCUUCUAAUUCAAAAGGUGUCAGUAAUAUUCCACGUGGCCGCCACUAUAAAGUUCAACGAGUCCUUGAAAUUUGCUUUGUCCGUUAACUUUGAAGGAACCAAACAGAUUCUUGAGCUGUGUCGAAAAUUGCGGAAAAUUGAUGCAUUAGUCCACGUGUCGACAGCCUACAGCAACACGGAGCAGGACACGGUGGAGGAGAGGGUCUACCCGCCGCCGAACACAUUGCAAGAAAUUGACGAAUUCCUCAAUAAGAGUGGCGAUGAUGUGGAUGCAAGGAAUAUAUUUCUAAAAAAGAAACCGAAUACAUACGCUUACACAAAAUCUAUGGCUGAAUAUUUGGUGUCGACCCAUCAACAGGACAUACCCACCGCCAUCGUCAGACCUUCAAUUGUGCUAUCAACCCUCAAGGACCCGCUCCCAGGGUGGCUGGAGAACUGGAACGGUCCCACCGGCCUCAUGUACGCCGCCGCCCGCGGGGUCCACCGGUUCAUGGCAGCCGACGCGGCCAAGGUCCUGGACCUCAUCCCCGUCGAUACGGUCGCCAACAUGACCAUUGCCGCGGCCGCUGCUUGCAAAAAUUCAAAGGAACUGAAAGUGUACAACUGCUGCAGCAGCCCCAGAAACCCCAUCACCAAUGGAGAGUUCUUGCGAUACUUCAUGGAAUCAGGAGCGUCACAUCACUAUGGUGUGGUUCCAUAUCCGUUCUUGAUUCUAAUUAAAUCCACUAUCGUGCUCUCUAUAUUGAAGUUCUUCUUAGUACUGAUUCCUGCUUACGUGAUGGAUUUAUUUUUGAGACUAUUUGGAAGGAAACCAAAGUACGUGAAACUACAAGCAGUGUUUCAGUAUGCUGAAGAUAUGCUGAAGUUUUUUACACUGAACGAAUGGACCUUUCGUGAUGAGAAUGUCAGGGGUCUGAUCAGAAAUAUGACUCCUGAAGACAGGGAUACCUUCUACUGUGACCCGGCCGAUAUCAAUUGGAGAAAAUACGUAGACGAUUACGUCGUUGGUAUUGACAGGUUCUUGGUAAAGAAAGAUAAAAAUAAUUAAUUUUGGGAAUCGAUUAAUAUUGAUGUGAAGCCGUUUAUAAAUGAUCUUAUAUGUAUAAAGUAUCAUAAGAUUGUUUUGAAAUUUAAAAUAAGGUGUAGGAAUUGCAUACAUUUCAUGAAUAAAUAAC
Molecule: messenger RNA, 1622 nt
Organism: Plutella xylostella (diamondback moth)
Lineage: Eukaryota; Metazoa; Arthropoda; Insecta; Lepidoptera; Plutellidae
Product: putative fatty acyl-CoA reductase CG5065
Biological process (GO): long-chain fatty-acyl-CoA metabolic process
Cellular component (GO): peroxisome
Molecular function (GO): alcohol-forming very long-chain fatty acyl-CoA reductase (NADP+) activity
Source: RefSeq, a predicted model, not a curated record